GAAGUAUACUCAGUUCAAGUCAGGAUCAGUAUCAGGAUUCAGACUGAGUUGUUUUGAUGAUUAGAAUUCAGGCUCCAAGGAGAAACCUCAAGAAGUGAUAUAUUGGAUAUAACAGAAAGUGGGAGCCAUACCUGACCUGUAGAGAAUGUGGACUGGAUAUAAGAUCUUAAUCUUCUCUUACCUUAUUACAGAAAUUUGGAUGGAGAAACAGUAUGUAUUUCAAAGAGAAGUGGACCCAGGAGCUGAUUUCACUAGGAAUCACACCAUUUUGGAAGGUACUCGAUUCAAAAGAGCCAUUUUCACAGGGCAAUACUGUAGAAGUUUUGGUUGUUGUGAAGACAGAGAUGAUGACUGUGUCACUCAGUUCUAUGAGGUGAAUGCCCUGUGUUACUGUGAUAAAUUCUGUGAAAGGGAAAAUUCUGAUUGCUGUCCUGAUUACAAGUCAUUUUGCCAUGAAGAGCAAGAAUGGCCUCCUCACACAAAGCCUUGGUAUCCAGAAGGUUGCCUUAGAGAUGGUCAACACUAUGAAGAAGGAUCAGUAAUUAAAGAAAACUGCAACUUCUGCACAUGUUCAGGACAGCAAUGGGAAUGUUCCCAGCAUGUAUGCCUUGUUGAACCAGAAUUAAUUGAACAUGUCAAUAAAGGAGACUACGGAUGGACAGCCCAGAACUACAGUCAAUUCUGGGGGAUGACUUUAGAAGAAGGGUUUAAACACCGCCUUGGCACCUUGCCGCCCAGCCCUAGGCUUCUGAGCAUGAAUGAAAUGACAGCUCCUUUACCUGCAAUAACUGACCUUCCAGAGUUUUUUGUUGCUUCUUACAAAUGGCCUGGCUGGACUCAUGGCCCAUUGGAUCAAAAAAAUUGCGCUGCGUCAUGGGCUUUUUCCACUGCAAGUGUGGCUGCUGACCGAAUAGCAAUUCAGUCUAAGGGUCGAUACACAGCCAAUCUGUCUCCUCAGAAUUUGAUUUCUUGCUGCGCUAAGAACCGUCACGGAUGCAACAGUGGAAGCAUCGAUAGGGCGUGGUGGUACCUGAGAAAACGUGGACUGGUAUCCCAUGCAUGCUAUCCACUUUUCAAGGACCAAAAUGCUACGAACAAUGCCUGUGCCAUGGCCAGUAGGUCUGAUGGGCGGGGAAAACGGCAUGCCACAAAGCCAUGUCCCAACAACAUCGAGAAAUCUAAUAGGAUCUACCAGUGUUCUCCUCCAUACAGAGUCUCUUCCAAUGAAACUGAAAUAAUGAGAGAAAUCAUGCACAAUGGACCAGUUCAAGCCAUAAUGAAAGUCCAUGAGGAUUUCUUCCAUUAUAAGUCAGGGAUAUAUAGACAUGUGACCAGCACAAAUGAAGAAUCAGAAAAAUACCGAAAGCUUCAGACACAUGCAGUCAAACUCACUGGAUGGGGCACACUGAGAGGAGCCAAAGGGCGGAAAGAAAAAUUUUGGAUUGCUGCCAAUUCCUGGGGAAAGUCUUGGGGAGAGAACGGCUAUUUCAGGAUUCUUCGAGGAGUAAAUGAGUCUGACAUUGAAAAGUUGAUUAUUGCAGCCUGGGGCCAACUGACAAGUUCAGAUGAACCAUAACAUGUUAUUAAGUUUCCAGAGGCCAUGCACUGAAGUAACCCUUUAAAUUGAAAUUAAGCAAUGUGAGGUUCUCUGUGACAGUGGGCUCUCUGCCUCUUCACCUUGUUAUUAUAAUCUACCUGUUUUCCUGUUUUAUCCCAGGCUCUAUGCUCCUGCUUUCUUGACUCUCCUGAGUAU
This is a messenger RNA of Miniopterus natalensis, 1753 nucleotides long. RefSeq names its product tubulointerstitial nephritis antigen (gene TINAG). Gene Ontology annotation, biological process: proteolysis. Gene Ontology annotation, molecular function: cysteine-type peptidase activity. Lineage: Eukaryota; Metazoa; Chordata; Mammalia; Chiroptera; Miniopteridae. The record is from RefSeq and is a predicted model, not a curated record.